Adineta ricciae is the source of this 1821-nucleotide messenger RNA. The record is from the annotation of a GenBank genome assembly. NCBI's taxonomy places the organism in Eukaryota, Metazoa, Rotifera, Eurotatoria, Adinetida, Adinetidae.
AUGGAGAACAGUAUGAAUGAAUUUAGAAUUUUGAAAUGUAUGAAAAUACUAGUACCAAUCGUUGGAAUCGGAAUCGUUCUAACUGUAGUGACAUUUGCCAUAGCUGUGACUACAUUAGUCAAGGUCAAUCAAGGAUUUGAUGAUAUUCAAUCAAAUGGUCCUCAAACAACAUUAAGUUCAACUACUAGACCAACGAAUCCAGGAACUACAACCACUAAGACACCUGGACCAACAACAACAGCAAACACGGCAACAACAUCCAUGACCUCAAAUCGACCAACUAAUGAUGCGAUCUUACCACAAGAAAUCGACAUUCAAAAUGUGAUGGGCCAUCUAAAUGCAUUACAGAAAAUCGCUGACAGUGGAGAUGGAACUCGUGCUGUAGAUACAACGGGUUUUAAUCAAACACUGGACUACAUCGUUGACACUCUCCAAAAAAAGACAAAUUUUAGAAUCACUCGAUCAUAUUUUCCUGUGAAAAGAUUUGAACUCGAUGGCGAUCCUGUUUUUUCUUCAUCGAUCAACAAUAUCUAUAUGACCACUUAUAAUUAUUCAUCUAACAUAGCCGAGUCCGACUAUGCCGUUGCUCGAUAUUCAACAUCUGCGAACUUUCAGGAUCCAGUUGAACUUGUUGUUAUUCCAAAUCUAGGUUGUGAUUCUGUUGACUGGGAUAAUGCUAAACCAUCGGUAGAUGGUAAAGUAGUUCUGGUCGAACGAGGUGUCUGCGGUCUUACUGACAAAGCCGAAUUCGCAAUGAAAUAUAAUGCUACUGCAAUUCUGAUCUAUAAUCACGCCAAUACAGAGAACGAUGUCAAGCCUAUAAUUAUCAACUUAGGUCAAAGAAAUCAGAUUCCAGCACUGUUUCUGUCCAAUACGAUUGGUGAACAGCUACUUGCUGCUUCUCAAGAUCCAUCAAACAAUAUUACCGUAAACAUAAGUAUUACCGUUCGCAAUGAAUUGCCAGCUCCCGUAGGAAAUAUAUGUGCAGAUACACCAGAUGGAGAUCCUACUCAGACAAUUCUCCUCGGAAGUCACAGCGAUAGCGUGUCCAAUGGUCCUGGCAUCAAUGAUAACGGUAGUGGUAGUGCUGCUAAUCUUGAAAUAGCUCUUGUACUUGCUGAACUUUAUAACAAAACUAUGUAUAGCAAAUACAAAUAUCGUGUUCGCUUCUGUUGGUGGGGUGCUGAGGAACUUGGUCUUCUUGGUUCGCAAGAUCAUGUCGACAAUGCUAAAAAUGCCUCAACUCCGGGUGAACGUCUCACAGACUAUCUAGUCAAUCUCAAUUAUGAUAUGCUUGCCUCACCUAAUUUUAUAUUCGGCAUCUAUGAUGAUAAAACUGCAAAGAAUGAUACACCUGCCUAUGCGCUUCCAGGCUGUAAAAAUAUCAAUGAACUUUUUAGUCAUUGGUUCACUGACCAACAGUUACCUUGGACUGAAACUCCAUUGAAUGGCCGAAGUGAUUAUGGUCCAUUUCUAGCUAAAGGUAUCGUUUCUGGUGGCCUUUUCAGCGGUGCCGAAAGUCGUAAAUCAGUAGUAGAACGCAACUAUUACGAUCAAUUGCUUGGCGCAGGAUUAGGUGGACUAUCUGAUACACCCUACGAUUCAUGCUAUCACAAAGCAUGUGAUUCCAUUCACAACAUCAAUAUUUUCGCUUACACAAGAAUGGUACAAGCAGCUGCUUAUGCUUUAGAGUAUUUGGGUAAACAUGAGAACUUGACAGGAUAUCUCUAUCCAACUGGUAGACCAACACGCUCGGAUGAUGCCACAUCACAACAAGAAUAUGACUCUAUCAAUGAAUACUUUGGACUGCCUUAUUUUUAA